UUCGCCAGCGCUGCCCGGGCUCCGGAGCCCGCCGUGGCUACUGAGUUCGGGAGCGGAGAGGUGAUUUUGGUUUGGUUUUUCAUUCCCCAAAAGCAAAUGGCUGGCCGAAGCGCAUAACCCUCUCCGCCCCAUUCGGGAUUUGCAUUCAGAUUAUUAUUAUUUUUUUUUCUUGGACCCUGGGACCCGCGAUCAUCAUGCGGUGAUGUAUGCCACCCUGGCAGGACUAGGAAUUACCCCUGGCCGUGCUCAGGGGACCAUAUGGAAUGCUGGGAUUUGAACCCUGGUCGGCUGCAUGCAAGACCUCCUACACCAUCUGGACCCCACUGCAUUUUGGACAUGACUGAGCCUCUUCGAUGGGCCAGAUACCACUGGCAGCGGCUGAUUGGUGGUAGAAACCGUGACGACAAUGAGAGGCCGUACAACUACUCGUCUCUGCUUACCUGUGGGUGCAAGCCCUCACAGACCCCCAGGCCGGCAGGAAAGCACCGGGUUGUUGUCCCUUGGCCCUUCAAGGAGGAGUAUGAAAAGUUCUCUGGAACCUACGUGAACAACCGAAUCCGAACAACCAAGUACACGCUACUCAAUUUUGUGCCAAGAAAUUUAUUUGAACAAUUUCACAGAGUCGCCAAUUUAUAUUUCCUGUUUCUAGUUGUUCUGAACUGGGUGCCUUUGGUGGAAGCUUUCCAAAAGGAAAUCACAAUGCUGCCUCUCAUAGUCGUCCUGACGAUUAUUGCAAUCAAAGAUGGCUUGGAAGAUUACCGAAAAUACAAAAUUGACAAACGGAUCAAUAAUUUAGUAACUAAAGUUUAUAGCCGAAAAGAAAAAAAAUAUGUCGACCGAUGCUGGAAAGACGUUACCGUCGGGGACUUCAUUCGCCUUUCCUGUAACGAGGUCAUUCCGGCAGAUCUGCUCCUACUCUUUUCCACUGAUCCAGAUGGAAUCUGUCACAUUGAGACUUCUGGGCUUGACGGAGAGAGCAAUUUAAAACAGAGGCAGGUGGUUCGGGGAUAUUCAGAGCAGGACUCUGAAGUUGAUCCUGAGAAAUUUUCCAGUAGGAUAGAAUGUGAAAGUCCAAACAAUGACCUCAAUCGAUUCCGAGGCUUUCUAGAACAUUCCAACAAAGAACGUGUGGGACUCAGUAAAGAAAAUCUCUUGCUUCGAGGCUGCACCAUCAGAAACACAGAGGCCGUGGUGGGCAUUGUGGUUUAUGCAGGCCAUGAAACCAAAGCAAUGCUGAACAACAGCGGUCCCAGGUAUAAGCGUAGUAAAUUAGAAAGAAGAGCCAAUACCGAUGUCCUCUGGUGUGUCCUACUUUUGGUUAUCAUGUGUUUAACUGGUGCACUGGGUAAUGGAAUCUGGUUGAACAGAUAUGAGAACAUUCCCUUCUUUAACAUCCCUGAGCCUGACGGUCAUGUGAUAUCACCAGUGCUGGCAGGAUUCUAUAUGUUUUGGACCAUGAUCAUUUUGUUACAGGUAUUGAUUCCCAUUUCUCUCUAUGUUUCCAUUGAAAUUGUGAAACUUGGCCAAAUAUAUUUUAUUCAAAGCGAUAUGGAUUUCUACAAUGAGAAAAUGGAUUCUUCUAUCCAGUGUCGAGCCCUGAACAUUGCUGAGGAUCUAGGACAGAUCCAGUACCUCUUUUCUGAUAAGACGGGAACUCUGACUGAGAAUAAGAUGGUCUUUCGAAGAUGCAGUGUGGGAGGUUUUGAUUACUGCCAUGAAGAAAAUGCCAAGCGGUUAGAGUCCUAUCAGGAAACUGGCUCUGAAGAUGAAGACUUGGCAGACACUUCAAGUGGCUCCUUCAGCAACGUGGGGAAACCGAAGGCUCCAAGCUGCAAAGUGGUGCAGAAUGGGCCCCUGGGAAGUAAAUCCUCAAAUUAUCUUGGUGGGAGCUGUUUUGCUCUAGGAAGUGGAGAUGGAUCCAGUGAAGUGCCACAUUCCAGACAGGCUGCUUUCAGUAGCCCCAUUGAAACUGAUGUGGUAGCAGACACCAGGCUCUUGCACAAAUUUAGUCAGAUUACACCUCAGCUCUUUACCUCAGCAGAUGGGAGUGUUCCAAACCCACCACUAGAAAUGUUGUAUAUUAUUGACUUCUUUAUUGCAUUGGCAAUUUGCAACACAGUAGUGGUUUCUGCACCUAACCAGCCACGACAGAAGGUUGGCCUCUCCUCACUGGGCGGAAUGCCCAUUAAGUCUUUGGAAGAGAUUAAGAACCUCUUCCAGAGGUUGUCUACUCGAAGGUCAAGUUCACCAUCGCUUGUCUGUGGCAAAGAGCCUUCCAUUGGGGUCCCAAACCCCUUCGUGAGCAGACUGUCCUUCUUCAGCCGGGUGAAGCUGGCUUCGCCCCUGGAAGAAGCCCCGCAGCCGAGCGGGAUCCCCGAGGAGGACUCGGCUUGCUGUCCUGCAGAGGCCGAGAACCAAGACAGUGAUGCAGGCGUCACUUCUGCCCAGGGGGAGACCGUCCCGGAGCAGCCCUGGGCCUCCGGUCUGUGUUACGAGGCUGAGAGCCCGGACGAGGCGGCCCUGGUCUAUGCCGCCAGGGCGUACCAGUGCUCUCUAAGGUCCCGGACACCAGAGCAGGUCACAGUGGACUUCGCUGCUUUGGGACCGUUAACAUUUCAACUCCUCCACAUCCUGCCUUUCGACUCAGUGAGGAAAAGAAUGUCCGUGGUGGUCCGACACCCCCUCUCCAACCAAGUUGUGGUUUAUACCAAGGGCGCGGAUUCUGUCAUCAUGGAGCUUCUCUCCGUCGCCAGUCCAGAUGGAGCAAAUCUGGAAAAACAGCAGAUGAUAAUAAGGGAGAAAACCCAGAAACACUUAGAUGACUACGCCAAACAAGGCCUACGCACUUUAUGUAUAGCGAAGAAGGUCAUGAGCGACAAUGACUAUGCAGAGUGGCUGAGGAAUCAUUUCUUGGCUGAAACCAGCAUCGACAACCGGGAAGAGCUACUACUUGAAUCUGCCAGGAGGUUGGAGAGCAAACUAACCUUACUUGGUGCCACAGGCAUUGAAGAUCGUCUGCAGGAGGGUGUCCCAGAGUCCAUAGAAGCCCUGCACAGGGCCGGCAUCAAGAUCUGGAUGCUGACAGGGGACAAGCAGGAGACGGCUGUCAACAUCGCUUACGCCUGCAAACUGCUGGAGCCAGACGACAAGCUCUUUGUCCUCAAUACCCAAAGCAAAGAUGCCUGCGAGAUGCUGAUGGGCACAAUCUUGAAGGAACUUCGGGAGAGGAAUCGAGUCUGUGCAGAGCCAGCUUCAUCCAGUGAGAAAGUGCCCCCGUCCCCGACCCUCCCGCACGCAGAACCUCGGGCUGGCCUCAUCAUCACGGGGAAGACCCUGGAGUUUGCUCUGCAGGAGGGUCUGCAGGCGCAGUUCUUGGAGCUGACGGCUUGCUGUCAGGCAGUGGUCUGCUGCCGAGCCACACCCCUGCAGAAAAGCGAGGUGGUCAAACUGGUCCGCAACCAUCUCCAAGUGAUGACCCUCGCCAUUGGUGAUGGUGCCAACGAUGUGAGCAUGAUCCAAGUUGCAGACAUCGGAAUAGGGAUCUCAGGCCAAGAAGGCAUGCAGGCUGUGAUGGCCAGUGACUUUGCUGUUUCUCAGUUUAAACAUCUCAGCAAACUGCUGCUCGUCCAUGGGCACUGGUGUUAUACACGACUCUCCAACAUGAUUCUCUACUUUUUCUAUAAAAAUGUGGCGUAUGUGAACCUCCUUUUCUGGUACCAGUUCUUUUGUGGGUUUUCAGGAACAUCCAUGACUGACUAUUGGGUUUUGAUCUUCUUCAACCUCCUUUUCACCUCUGCGCCUCCUGUCAUCUAUGGUGUUUUGGAGAAAGAUGUAUCUGCAGAGACCCUCAUGCAACUGCCUGAGCUGUACAAGAGUGGUCAGAAAUCAGAGGCAUACUCACCUCUUACCUUCUGGAUCACCUUGUUGGAUGCCUUUUAUCAGAGCCUGGUCUGCUUCUUUGUGCCUUACUUUACCUACCAGGGCUCCGACAUUGACAUCUUUACCUUUGGAAACCCCCUGAACACAGCUGCUCUGUUCAUCAUCCUGCUCCAUCUGGUCAUUGAGAGCAAGAGCUUGACUUGGAUCCAUGUGUUGGUCAUCACCGGUAGCAUCGUGUCUUACUUUUUCUUUGCCUUGGCUUUUGGAGCCAUGUGUGUUACUUGCAACCCACCAUCUAACCCCUACUGGGUUAUGCAGAAGCACAUGCUGGAUCCAAUGUUCUAUUUAGUUUGCAUCCUCACAACCUGUGUUGCUCUUCUGCCCAGGUUUAUAUACCGAGUUCUUCAGGGGUCCCUGUUUCCAACACCAAUUCUGAAGGCCCAACACUUGGACAGACUGACUCCAGAGGCAAGGAGCGAAGCAAUCAAGAAGUGGAGAGGAGUUGGAAACGUGGGUGCCGUGACCUCUACGCAUGCUGACCAGCCCCGGGUCACAUCCGAGCUAAAGCCCAUGACUGAAUCUCCUGCUACCUUUGCGAUGAUGUCAGCAACUGCCUGUGCCACUGAGAAAGGCAACAUCCCUGUCUGUGAAACGGCUCUCAACCGGGACUGCUCGUGAUCCUGACUCGCCCCUCCAAGGACUCGACUGUGCCUUUGAGUCUGGAACAGAGAAUUUGAAGAGAGGCCUCGAACAAGUCAGAAGGACUUGCAUGUUUUUCCCUGAAGGAAGGGAGGAUGACAAUUUCCUGGGCUGGGAAAAGCCCCUGUGAUGACCUUUACUGUGUGUUAGUAGCCGUGUUUGUGAAAGAUGGGAUCAUUUGACCUGGAAGAAUCUAGGGGAAUGAAAUAUUUAAUUCAGAAGCAAAUGCUUUUAUGAAACUUUUUGGAUUUUGUGAGAGCAUUUUACUUGUCUUAGAGUACAAACAUUUUUUCAAGGGGAUUUACUUGAGUUAUAUUUAUUUUACGAGGAGAUUUCCAGUUCCAGGAAAAUGCUUUAACUUGAGCAGACUUUAAUUUGAGGGAAAUUUUUUUUUUUAAUUAAGAAAGUGUUUUAUAGAAUGUUUGAGCUGAGAAAUGAUUAUUUUUUUUAAGUUAUCAAUAGUGAAUUUCCAGAGGAAAAAAGUCUUAAGAGCCUUCUAGAUAACAAUAUCUACCUACAUGAGGGUGAUAAUUAUGCUACUUAAAUGUAGUUAGUAAUUAUGAAGAGUUUUAUAUGUCCUGUGGGAAGAAGCCUUCACUCUUCUGGUGAAAGAUGGCAGGGAACUGUCUCGAUUCGUUGCCAUGUUUUUUGAGGUGGGAUCUUGGUUGUGGAAUGCAAGGAUGGUGAGCCAGGGUUCCUCCAAUGUAACUGAUUCCUCUUAGCCUCCAGGGAGGUCUCCAAGGAGGUUGGCCUCUGGGCAAUGCUGGGACUAGGAAACAGGCCUUAGGCAAAGCAGACUGGAUCCACUGAGGCUAGAGCCUACCUAAAAAUGUCCUGCCUUCUAAAACUGACAGUAGUCUGAUCAGAAUGAGAUAAUCAAUCCCCAAACAAUCUUGAGGAGACCAUUCGAGGGUUUGAUGUCUUUACAACACCCUAUAACUUCUCUGGUGUUUUACAUUCUAAAAGUGAGAUAUUAAUGAUUUGAGAUAAAUAGGAGAAUUUCUCAGUAGGAUUCCAAAAGCUUCUUAGGAGAAAAUAAGGCAUUUAAUUAAUUUUAGGACAGGGAUGCCUAUAGCAAGUUUAUGGCUAUUACAGAUCAUGUAUACUGGCUUUAGUUAAAAUAAAAUAAAUGACUUAAUACCAAGUGAGACCAGGUGCUAUUAUAAGAUCAUGUGUUCUUGUUAAGUUCUCUUAAAAUUCCAUAUUAUUCAUCUGAAAAUUAUGUGUCGGCUGUUACCCAGAAUAUUAUUCAUGAAAUCUCCAUGCUAAUGUUUCAUGUCUGUAUCAAGAUCUUAUCGACUAUUAAACUAUUAUUCUCAGGGCUUAAUUUCCCCAUUGCCUCUUGUCCCAAGCUGGAAAUUUUUGUAGUCUUCUCAUAUUAUUGCAAAUAGUCUUUUAUAGAGACCAUUAUUUCUAGAACUUUUCAAAUACCACAUAGUUAAUGGAAGUUGCUCUAUGCUUCCUUAUGAUUUUUUAAAUAAACUGUU
Messenger RNA from Sorex araneus (European shrew), 6065 nucleotides. It is a transcript of the gene ATP10D, whose product is annotated as ATPase phospholipid transporting 10D (putative). The coding region runs from base 259 to 4557 and encodes 1432 amino acids. Gene Ontology annotation, cellular component: plasma membrane. Gene Ontology annotation, molecular function: ATP binding; ATPase-coupled intramembrane lipid carrier activity; ATP hydrolysis activity. The transcript is spliced from 24 exons. The record is from RefSeq and is a predicted model, not a curated record. Lineage: Eukaryota; Metazoa; Chordata; Mammalia; Eulipotyphla; Soricidae. Gene Ontology annotation, biological process: phospholipid translocation.